GUGAUGUAGUGUUUGAUAAAGCAAGCACCUGGUCUUAAACAGAAAAAUCUGGGCAACAUAUUCAUACAGAUUUCGAAAAUGGAGAAGAUUUAACUAUGCAGAACUCAAAAGAUCUUGAAGUUUCAAGACAGACAGUUGAAGAAAGUCUACCUACAAUAGCAGAACUGAGUACUAGAGGAAAUCUGCCAACAACACCAGAACUGGAAUUUGGAACUAGUUCUAGACCUCAACGCAAAAAGAGAAGAUCAACAUGGUUGGAGGAUUAUGAGGUAACAAAUUUACCUCAAGAUGAUGUUCCAAUUACUCAUUUUACUCUAUUUGCAUACUGUGAUCCUCUAAUGUAUGAAGAGGCCGUUAAAGAAGAAAAGUGGCAAAAAGCCAUGGCAGAAGAAAUUGGUUUUAUUGAAAAGAACCAAACUUGGGAGUUGACUGAUUUUCCAGAAGAGCACAAGACAAUUGGUAUUAAGUGGAUCUACAAGACAAAGCUCAAAGAAAAUGGGGAGGUUGACAAAUUCAAAGUUCGUUCGGUGGCAAAGGGUUACAAGCAAGAGUUUGGCAUUGAUUAUCAAGAAGUUUUUGCUCAAGUUGCAAGGAUGGACACCAUCAGAUUGGUGAUUGCUUUGGCAACACAAAACUCAUGGCCAAUCUACCAGCUUGAUGUGAAAUCGGCCUUCUUGCAUGGAAAUUUACAAGAACAGGUAUUUAUUGAUCAACCUCCUAAUUAUGUGAAAUCUGGUUUUGAACAUAAAGUUUACAGAUUGAAGAAAGCAUUAUAUGGACUAAAACAAGCACCUAGAGCUUGGUAUAGUCAAAUUGAUGCUCAUUUUUUGAAGGAAGGUUUUCAAAAAUGCCCUUAUAAGCAUACACUUUACAUCAAAUUUGGAGAUGGAGGUAAAUUGAUUAUAGUAUGCUUAUAUGUUGAUGAUUUAAUUUAUACUAAAAAUGAUCUUGGUAUGUUGGAAAAGUUUAAGUAGUCCAUGAAGCUUGAAUUUGAUAUGACAGAUCAAGGUUUGUUACAUUAUUUUCUUAGUUUGGAAGUAGUACAGUCAGAUUCUGGAAUUUUUGUUUGUUAGAAAAAAUAUGUGCAAGAAGUUCUGGAUAGAUUUCAAAUGAAGAACUGUAAUUCUG
Rubroshorea leprosula is the source of this 1128-nucleotide messenger RNA. The record is from the annotation of a GenBank genome assembly. NCBI's taxonomy places the organism in Eukaryota, Viridiplantae, Streptophyta, Magnoliopsida, Malvales, Dipterocarpaceae.